AGUAAAGAGUAGGGGAACACGUAUAACGUUCACGAUCCUCGUCUCUUUCAGUCGUUUCAUUCUUUGAGACGCGUUACGUUCACUCACGAUGCUGUUCCAUUCAUUGUUAGCUUCUAUCGUUACGACUUUCUGGCUCGUCGAUGUAUCCUGUCAGGAUGCUUUUCAGGCUACUCUGGGCCACGUGAAACCCCGGAUUUCACCGGAAGUGCAGGCUGAAGCGGCUAAGGGUGUCGCUGAAAGGCUUCUGGGCAUCGAACGGGCACGAUUGUUCGCGAUGACUGUAGAUCCUAACUGUGGACCCAUUGGAAAAGAUACCUUUGUGAUAAGGAAAAAUUCCCUCGAGCAAAUUGAGAUUGUUGGUACUUCCGGUGUGGCUGUGACUUGGGGUUUGCAUUACUACUUGAAACGCUAUUGCAACAUUCAUGUAUCAUGGGAGGGCAACCAACUGAAUCUCCCAAACACUCUGCCAAAUGUUAAUGUAAAUGUCACAUCGAACGACAGGUUCAGGUACUAUCAGAACGUGUGCACCCUUGGGUACAGUUCUGCAUGGUGGAAAUGGGACGAUUGGGAAAGGAACAUCGACUGGAUGGUCCUUAAUGGAAUCAAUUUGGCUCUUGCUUUUAAUGGACAAGAGGCUAUCUGGGAGAGAGUAUACCUCCAAUUGAAUUUCACUCGAGACGAGAUUAACGAUCACUUUGGAGGACCUGCGUUUUUGCCUUGGUCUAGAAUGGGCAAUAUUCGUGGUUUCGGCGGUCCAUUAACCCCUACUUGGCACGAACAAUCGAUUCGCCUGCAACAUCAAAUCCUUCAAAGGAUGAGGAGCCUAGGAAUGACACCUGUUCUACCUGCAUUCGCAGGACACGUGCCCAGAGCAUUUCCCAGAUUGUUCCCCAAAGCGAAUGUCACCAAGCUUUCAUCUUGGAAUCAAUUUUCAGAUAAAUAUUGUUGCCCUUAUCUUCUGACACCCACAGAUCCACUGUUUCAACAAAUUGGACAACAGUUUCUGAAAACUUACAUCGAGGAGUUUGGUACCGAUCAUGUGUACAAUUGCGAUACUUUCAAUGAAAACGAGCCGUACACCAGUGAACUGAAGUUCUUAAAAAAUGUUGGACACUCGAUUUUCGCGGCUAUGAACAAUGUUGAUCCAAACGCGAUAUGGCUGAUGCAAGGCUGGUUGUUCUUCCACGAUUUAUUGUUCUGGACAGAACCUAGGGUCGAAGCUUUCUUAACUUCAGUACCGGUGGGAAGACUGAUAGUGUUGGACCUUCAAUCCGAACAAUUUCCUCAGUACACUAGAUUGAAAUCGUAUUAUGGGCAGCCAUUCAUUUGGUGCAUGUUGCACAACUUUGGUGGCACUCUUGGAAUGUUUGGUUCAGCUCAAAUUAUUAAUUACCGAGUCUUCGAAGGAAGAAGUAUGAAGAACAGUACAAUGAUUGGAACAGGUUUAACGCCAGAGGGUAUCAAUCAAAAUUAUGUUAUCUACGAAUUGAUGAAUGAGAUGGCUUAUCGUCGGAAACCGGUCAAUUUAGACAACUGGUUCGAGAACUAUGCUAGUAGAAGAUACGGUGUUUGGAACGAGUAUGCUGUGAUAGCAUGGAAGAAUUUAGGGAAGACCGUGUAUAAUUAUAAUGGUUACCAAAAAAUUCGAGGGAAAUAUGUAAUUAGUCAACGACCAAGCUUAAAUCUCUCACCUUGGACGUGGUACAAACGUGAGACAUUCUACAACACGUGGUACGUCUUUCUUCAAGCAAGGCAUGGAAGAAGAAAUAGCACCCUGUAUAGACACGAUGUGGUUGAUUUAACGAGACAAGCCCUUCAAUUAAAAGCAGACGAAAUCUACCCUGCUUUGGUUGAUUCGUUUAAAAAGAAGAACGUUACUGGGUUCAAAUACCAUGCUGAUUCACUCCUGGAAUUAUUCGACGACUUAGAAUUAAUAUUAGCAUCCGGGAAGAACUUCCUGUUGGGUAGAUGGAUAGAAUCAGCCAAAAGUCUGGCUGGCAACGAUGAGGAACUACGUCUCUACGAAUACAAUGCAAGAAACCAGAUUACAUUAUGGGGACCACGAGGAGAGAUAAGAGACUAUGCGAACAAACAAUGGUCCGGAAUUGCUGCGGAUUACUUCAAACGACGUUGGGCCAUUUUCCUCGAUAGUCUUGAGAACGUUCUGACUAAAGGGACGACGUUAAAUACCACAAGAAUCAACGAGCGAAUAUUUCAAGAAGUAGAGGAGCCAUUCACUCUUUCCACUAAACUUUAUCCAACGGAUGAGAUAGGUGACUGUAUUGAUAUAGCAACGAAUCUUCUGUCCAAAUGGUAUAAAACAUCGUACAAAGACAGUAAAACGUUAACAAUGAAUAGGAGACGAGAAUGGGAAAGAGUAUAAGGACUGCUGUUAAGAAUUAUAAUUGGCUCUAGUUAAUUUGAGAUCAUCCUACUAGUCACGUCGAUUACAAAUAUUUUUAAAUGUUUACAAAAAUGCUCAAACAUUAUAUAAUUAAGAA
Molecule: messenger RNA, 2501 nt
Organism: Osmia bicornis bicornis
Lineage: Eukaryota; Metazoa; Arthropoda; Insecta; Hymenoptera; Megachilidae
Gene: Naglu
Product: alpha-N-acetylglucosaminidase
Exons: 14
Coding region: 89-2383 (764 amino acids)
Source: RefSeq, a predicted model, not a curated record